Molecule: messenger RNA, 2629 nt
Organism: Macrobrachium nipponense
Lineage: Eukaryota; Metazoa; Arthropoda; Malacostraca; Decapoda; Palaemonidae
Exons: 3
Coding region: 253-654 (133 amino acids)
Source: RefSeq, a predicted model, not a curated record
UCUUCGGGAAGUUCAGCCUGCCAACAUCAACAACACCAGAGACGUCGCCGUCAGCGCCUUCUUCAGUUCACGCACACACACGUCAGGCCUCGCCCUCCAACAUCCCGUCCCCUAGUCCUCCCCCACCUCCUCCUACUCCUCCUACGAAGUCCUCGUUCUAGUCACGGCUGCCUUCUGCUGCGCCUUCGUCGACGACUUCCUCGAGACAGACCAGAGGACUUGAGGCUAUCGAACCGAUUCGUUUACAACAAGAUGGCUUUUAAGGGCGCGAUCAUUCUCUUCGUCAUAAGCGUUGCCGCUUUCUCUUCGACCUCCGCCUUGGUAAAGCCCAGUAUCGGCAAGGAUGUCAAGAAGGCCGAAGACGAGGCCGACCCCAGGCUCUUCUUUAUACCCAUCACGGCUACGGCCGGCACCGACACCUCCAUCUCGAUCAGUUACGGCACCAUAGCCCUCUACGGCCUCCUCCUCAUUGCUGCCAUAGCAGUGGCCAUCGCCGUUCCGAUCGCCGUGGGCGUCGGGAUUUAUAAGAAGUACGAGGGUUCAGACUAUACCGGCACGGGAUACGACACGGCUCCAACUUACGGUUACGAGACGGGUCCCUACCGCUCCUCCAUCCACAGGUCCUUGGAGGACGCCGCCGAAAAAUACAACUGAGGUUUCGAAGGACGCUUAGGAUUCCUCAAGGCCGACUGUAGGAUUUCAUUUGAUAGACUUCUCUGUGGUUGCUUCCUGACUGUUAACCGUUUAUUUAUUCGAUAUUUCUUUCUAUUUAUUGUGCAAUUGUUCACGGUGUCGUCUUUAUUAUUGCGCGAGAAGAUCCACUGACCAAAAGGAUUGAGGUUCCCAAGGAUUCUUUGAUCUCCUUGGAUGUGAUAGGCUUUGCCGUCUUUGUUUCCUGCGUAUAUAUACAUUUAUCUAUUUAUUUAUUUAUUUAACCAUUCAUUAUGUAUAUUACAACACAUUACAUUUCUUUAGUUUCUGUCUUAAUUUAUUUUAGAGUUUGCUUUAAUUUAUAUCUUGUUAUUCCUUCCAUUUCCAUCUCCAAUUCCAUUAGCAAAUUAACGAUUCCGUAAUGUAUGAAAGACAAUGACAAUCUUAUAAGAAUAGUCAUAGACUGAAACUAUUCUUUAAGAUCAGAAGUAAUGUUAAAUAGCGCAGAUUUUUCAUUUAUUUUAUUUAUUACUCUUCAUAUGAUAAUAAGAAAACUUUUCGGUAGGUUUUUUUUAACCUGAAAGGGAGAAUUAAUUUUUUCUUUAUAGAUGUUCACAAAGAAAGGAUUAUUCCACAAUUUUGUAGAUUUCAAAUGACAGGCAUUGGAUACCUUAUAGAAACAUGAAUCUGCUUCGUGGCUUCAUUAUGUAAACAAUUUUAUAACUUCACGUUAAAAGGUGAGAAAAAAAAUCUCUUGCUGCCAAUGACAUAAUAAAACAUUUUCUUUUCCGAGACUUUGUAAUAUCAGUAAAGAACUUAUGACUUUUAUUCGUUGCUAAAAUCAGUCUGCGACUGAGAAAUACAAUGACUGACGCAAUACGUUGAUUUCCAUAUUCAAAGACAUAAAAGCUUCCUGAUUCCUGUAUGACUGCGAGUUCACUGACUGACACAGAACUGGUUUACCGAUUCUGACUGAUUCCACGACAAUUUUAAUGACUGAUGCCACGGCGUGUCAGAAUCAGCGACUGAUUCCACGGCUUAACAAUUCCUAUGACGGACGCAGGACAUGUUUCCUCAUACCAAGACGAAGCCUUCGACAUACUUUCUCCGACAUUUCCCCAGUGAUAGAGGUUGAACAAAGACAUUCUUCUGCUUCUUCUUCUCCUUCUUCUUCUCCUUCUUCGCUGACCAACAUAUCUCAGACCCCGAAGCAAGUGACUCUUCAUGCUUUAAUGGACAUUGUCUCAUGUUUACAGAGAAAGAAAGAAAACGUGAUUAAUUCAAAACUUAAAGGAAGGAGGAGGAAAGCAUAAUUAUCUGAAAUCUCGAUAAAAAUAAGAUGAUAAAUUUAACGGGGCCAGCUCGUCUUACCAUGAUGCCGUCGACUGACUUAUUACGCGGUUUCUUUUUUUUUUUUUUUUUUUUGUUCUUAUGCUCUUUCUUAUCUGCGUCAUAUUUACAACGGUGAAAUUCAUCCGCUCAUUUUUUUUAAAUGCUAACUGCUCAAUUUUACAUCAUCGUGUACCUUAACAGUGUAAAACAUCGGUAAUUUUUGUAGAAUCGCUGUUUAUUAUACAUAAUAUUAAGAUGUUAUUUCUUCAUACGACAUCAGAGAAUUUUUUUUUUAGUUUAUUUAUUCAUAAGCUGACUCAUCGCCGUCACGGCUUUGCAACAUCACCGUGCAUAUUGCAGGGAGCUGGUUGUACGCAUAUUCUUGUAUUCCUUAGUGACGCCAGUUUUCGUUGUCAUAAGGCAAUCAAUCAAUCUUGUAUUCCUGACCUACAGAGAGUUCUGUAAUCCGUUGUUUGUACGUUUUGUUUUGUAUUUUCUCUAAAAUCAGUGAUGUAUAUAGCAUAUAUAUAUGUGUAUAUGUAUCUACAUAUAAAUAUAUUUAUAUAUAUACAAAUAUUUAUACAUGUAUAUUUUCAUAAAUAUAUAUGUAUAUAUAAGCAAAUAUCACAGGAAAAAUAAGAGAUAA